This is a messenger RNA of Eufriesea mexicana, 1031 nucleotides long. RefSeq names its product non-specific ribonucleoside hydrolase RihC. The record is from RefSeq and is a predicted model, not a curated record. The transcript is spliced from 5 exons. Gene Ontology annotation, molecular function: hydrolase activity, hydrolyzing N-glycosyl compounds. Lineage: Eukaryota; Metazoa; Arthropoda; Insecta; Hymenoptera; Apidae. Bases 39 to 1031 code for a protein of 330 amino acids.
GUAUACAAGUGAUAUUUUUAUUUGUUUGUGAAGAAAGUAUGAAGAUACAUAUAUUUUAUUCAAAGAUUUUUGUUACAAUGUCAUUUUGUUUGGCAUUAUACAGAGUCAGGUCUACCAAUGCUUUGGAAAAGGUUAUAAUAGAUACAGAUGCUGGAGCAGAUGAUGCAGUAGCUAUAUUUUUGACUCUUAAGUCUAUAGAUAAUGUUCUAGCAAUUACUUGUUCUUAUGGAAACACAUAUGUCGAAAAUGUGGCAAUUAAUGUACUUAAAAUAUUAACAAUUGCCAAUAGAAGUGAUAUACCUGUGUAUAAAGGAGCACAGAAACCAUUAAUAAAUGAAUAUAAGCCUGACAGUAUCUUUGGCUCCGAUGGUCUUGGAGACUUUGAUUUCACAGAAAAAAUUAUGGCUAAAGUAGAUGAAAGUAAACAUGCAGCUGUAGCUCUCAUAGAUUUAGUAAAGAAAUAUCCAAAUGAAGUAACUUUAUUAAGCAUUGGCCCAUCAACAAAUGUUGCUAUAGCAACUGCAUUAGAACCUUCAUUUUCUAAGUAUUUAAAAAAUCAUAUCAUAUUAGGUUCCAGUGUUUGUGGAGUUGGUAACGUUUUACCUAACAUUGAAUUCAAUUUCUAUCAAGAUCCAGAAAGUAAUUACAUAAUACUGAAUAAGACUAUUACAAGUGUCUUAUUUCCAUGGGAAACAGUGGUUGAUAGUUAUAUAUCCAUGGAUUGGCGUAAAAAUGUCUUGGGAAAGAUGAAUUCUACUAUCAUGAGUUUUCUAAAUAAGGCAGAGCAAAAAAGUUUGUCAAACACUAAUUCAUGGAGUGUUUCAGAUGCAAUGGCUGCUGCAGUUAUGCUGUGGCCAGAACUUGCAAUAAAAUCUAUAGUAACAAAUGUGAGUCCUGUAAUUGAUGGAUUUACAAGAGGCUCAGUAGUUGUAGAUUAUACUAAUUUAACUAGUAAACCAAAAAAUGCAAGAAUUAUAUUAUCAUUUAAUACAACUGCUUUUCAACAACUACUAUUGAUAAAAUUUUCUUAA